UUUUUGAUUGUUUUAUAGUGGGGAAUACAAUAGAGCACUAAAGUAGGUGCUUGAUCAUUGACCUAUAAUCACAGAAUAAACUACAGAUUCGCAUGGGGAUUUUGCUUACCUGUUCCUUAUUUCAGAUGUCAUUUGAAGCAUAAUUUAAAGGAGUGGUAAUCAGGCACAGUCCAGUAAGGUGCUGAGUGAUUCUGAGGUGGUGCUGAAUGCUAUCCAUUACCGUGCUUGCAAUAAGUUUCAAAGGUAAUCAGUCUUGACAGGAUUUGAACCAUGACAAAGUACCAAGAUAAGAUGGGUCAUGAAGAAUGCGAAACAUGGAACGUAAGUUUGUAUUUCUUGACAGCAUUCAGCAUAACUUUUGUAAUUAUUAACUUAACCCUAAAAGCCUGAGGUAGCCCUUAUUCAAAGGCCUCAGUCUUAUUCCAUAUUAUCUCCUAACAACAACAUCUCCUAACAUUUCCACAAUGAGGAAAAGGAAGACAACAGAUUCACCUCGUUCAUCCGCAGAUCUGAGUGAAGGGAAGGAGAAAUUAAGACUGAAGCAAGAGGUCGGCCUGAUUAGUGGAGUGUCAUUAAUUGCAGGCACUAUGAUAGGCUCGGGGAUCUUUAUGUCCCCCGAGUGGGUGCUACAUCAUAUGGGGAGCCCUGCCAGCAGCCUGCUUAUCUGGGCAGCGUGUGGUCUCCUGGCCAUGUUUGGAGCCUUGUCGUAUGCUGAGCUUGGAACCAUAAUUAAAGAGUCUGGAGGAGAAUAUAUUUACAUCUUGAGGAUUUUUGGUUCUUUUCCUGCUUUCCUUUUUGCCUACACUUCUGUUAUCCUGGUGAGACCAGCUGGUUUGGCAGCUGUCUGCCUGAGCUUUGCUGAAUACGCCGUUGCGCCAUUCUACCCAGGAUGCUCAUCUCCACAGGUUGUCAUCAAAUGCACAGCUGCUGCCUGCAUCCUGCUUUUAACUAUCAUCAACUGUCUCAACGUGAGGCUGGCGACGUCUGUUAUGAACAUUUUUACAGCUGCCAAACUCUUGGCUUUACUGGUGAUUGUGGUGGGUGGAUUGGUGCUGCUUGCCAAUGGACAAACUCAGAGUUUUCAAAAUGCUUUUCAAAACACGACUGCAGGUAUUGGGGCAGUUGGAGUGGCGUUUUACCAGGGACUCUGGUCCUAUGAUGGGUGGAACAACCUGAACUAUGUAACUGAGGAACUGAAGAAGCCUGAGGUCACCCUUCCCAGAGCUGUGAUGAUUGCCAUUCCUUUGGUUACAUGCCUGUAUGUGCUGGUAAACGUGAGCUACUUAGCAGCCAUGACUCCAUCUGAACUGCUGUCUUCAGGAGCUGUGGCCGUCACUUGGGGGGACAAAGUCCUGGGCAAUUGGGCCUGGCUCAUCUCCCUGUCGGUGGCACUGUCUACGUUUGGUUCAUCGAAUGGCACGUUCUUUAGUGGGGGCCGUGUGUGCUACAUUGCUGCAAGGGAAGGCCAUAUGCCAGACAUUCUGUCUAUGGCUCAUGUGCGAUGCCUCACGCCCUCCCCUGCUCUACUGUUUACAUCUGCUAUGUCUUUAAUAAUGAUAAUAUCAGGAAGCUUCACCAGUAUCGUGAACUUUUUCAGUUUUAUAGCAUGGCUUUUCUAUGGCAUGACUAUUUCUGGUCUCCUGUAUUUAAAAAUCAAGAAACCAGAAUUGCCAAGAUCUUACAAGGUCCCGAUUAUCAUCCCUAUCAUUGUGCUGAUGGCGGCUGUGUACUUGGUGUUAGCUCCCAUCAUUGAUCAGCCCCAAAUUGAGAUCCUCUACAUCAUCCUGUUCAUUUUCAGUGGCAUCAUUCUUUAUUUCCCACUGGUUCACUUUAGGUGCCACCCUCGCUUUUUACAGAGAGUCACUUUACAUCUCCAGUUGCUCCUGGAAGUUGCUCCAACCACCAGGGAUGAAAACUGAGAUAACAUCCUCCUGGCAUACUGCUGCCUGCCCUCAUGGUUUAUCACAGCACCUUGGUUUUCAAGGCUCAGAAAGUAUUUUCUGUAAGGGAGAAUGAAUAGAAUGAAAGUGUCACCGAAACCUCUAGCUGAGAGAGACUACAGCCAUGACUCCCCACAUUUUCUUAAAAUGCGGGGGAGAUGUUUUUUAUAUUUGAAGCACUGCCUUGGCAGAUUACAUACAGAUUCCAAAAGAAUAUGUGCUUUUGAAUUUUCCAUCCCAAGAAGAGGUGUUAAUCAAAAUCUUAGCUCUUACAUUUCAAGCUAACAGGCAACAAAAGACUGACAGUAGAAUAUUAUUCCUACAGCAGGCUGUGACCCUAAGCUAUUCCUGGCAAUGCCUUUAAUUAUUUCCACCUAGUUCUGUCCACUGUGGCCAGUGAGCUUCUCAAAUAAAUAAAGCAUUGGCACAUUAUGUUUACAACAAAAAACCCUUUUCUACUCAGGUAUUGUCUCUGGGAGCAUGUUUUUCCCUUGCUCCUUCCAGUCCCAGGUACACAGUCACAACAGUCCUUUCUCUGUCUCAGUACAUGGUUCCACCCCAUUUCAGCCCCAAACAUCCUACAUCUCCUGUAGAAAAACCUCUGACGUGAGCCGAGAAGUGCUUUAAAGCUCAGUUACUUGACUCAGUUGAGAGUGCACUUGUGUGGUGGGUUGGCCUUGGCUGGACGCCCGGUGCCACCAAGCUGCUCUAUCACUCCCCUUCUCAGCAGAACAGGGCUGGGGGAGAAAAUGAGAUGGGGAAAAAGGACCUCGUGGGUCAAGAUAAAGGCAGUUUAAUAAAAACAAAAACAAACCCAAAGACCAUGCACAGAGGCAAAAAGAAAACAAAGGUUUUAUUCUCUACUUCCCAUCAGCAGGCGGUGUCCAGCCACUUCCUGGGAAGCCGUGCUUCAGUACACACAGCAGUAGGUCCAGAAGACAAACAUCGUAAAUAACGAAUGCCCCUGCUUCCUCCUCCUUUCUCCUAGCUUUUAUUGCUGAGGGGACGUCAUAUGGUAUGGAAUAUCCCUUUGGUCAGUUGGGGUCAGCUCUCCUGACUAUAUUCUGUCCCAAGAUCUUGACCAACCCCAGCAUACUGGCAAGGGGGGAAAAUGUUGGAGAGACAGCCUUGAUGCUGUGCAAGCACUGCUCAGCAGUAGCCAAAACACUGGUGUGUUAUCAACACCUUCCUAGCUACUGACACAAAGCACAGCACUAUGAGGGCUGCUGUGGGGAAAAUUAACUCCACUCCAGCCAGACUCGAUAGAACUUUUCACCUGGGAUCUACCCAUUCAUGGUGAGGACACAGGCAAUAUCACUUAAGUACCGACAGUCACCUAACACCCUUCCUGUAAUUCCCCCAAAGACAAAUAACUUCUCCUGUGAUGAAAUGAGCACAAAAGAAAAAAAAAUCUACAGCAUAUGUGCCAGCAAGAUACUCUCACUGUGAAUUAAUGAAACCACAUACUGGGCUACAUUAGGGGCAAUGUGGCCAACAGAUCAAGGAACUAUUCUGUCCCUUUGGACUUAACACUGGUAAGGACAGACCUGAAUUACUGCAGCCAUUAUUGAGCUCUGCUGUUCAUGAGGGAGUUGUGAAGACAACAAAGCCAGGCUCUUCUUUGUAGUGGCAACUAGGGUCAACAGCCACAAGUUAUGGCUUGAGAUGUUCAGGCUGGACUUCAGGAAAAUUUCUUCACCAGGAGGGCAGUGUAACCUUGGAGCAGUGUGCAGGAAGGUGGUGAGAUCUCAGUUCUUGUACAUUUCCCACCACUGCCAUUUUCCACCCAUUUCCAUGAUUCUAAAGGCACAGCACGAAAAAGGCUGUGCUCUCACCCACACCUAACACACUGCAGUCGCUGUUGUUUCCCAUUAACCUGAGGCUCUACCUUUUUUCUCUAGCUCUAGGGGAAAGAGAGACAUUAUAUGUUUUUUUCUUUCCAUUUGUCCAGAUUGUUCCAGGGUAAGACCUGUCCUGUUGUAGGCUAAAAAGGUCUAGGUGUUACUCCCUAAAAUGUCUGGUUGUGUCUGAAAGUACCGAAUGUCACUCAGGUCAACUCCCUGUCAGCAUUUCUUCUGCAGAUCUGUGCCUAACACUGUGCCCCUGGAACAGGGUCACUUGAUCCUCCAGGCCUCUUCCAGCCCAUCUCAGAGCUGUGUAUCUGAUUACAACCUCAUUCUGCAAUGCCACCCCUUCUGUUCCUCUGAGUAGUUAUACCAGCAGCUACAGAGAGUCUUUUUUUUCCCCAAGUGUUAGGUAGGAUAAUGGGACCAACGAGACAGUUGCUGCUUAUCUUCUAAAUCCUUAGUUUAAACAGUGUUUAGAAGGAUUUUCUUCCACUGCUUUUAACUGGAGCUUCCAAUACAGGUCAAUGAAGGAACAGUUUUCCCUCCUGAAUCCUAUAACGCAAAAUUCUUGGGAUGCCACCUUGUUCUCCCUCCCUGUAUACCCUGAUGGAGAGCAUGUAUUUAAAGGACUGAUGAGCUCAGAAGCUCUAGGUUAACUUCCCAUCACUGCCCUAGGCUCUUCAUCUGAUGUCAGGCAAGCUUCUUAAAGGAGCUGCAUCUCACCUACUUAUCUGAAAAUGAGGGUAAUAUUAUUUCUCUGAUUAUGAUGUUUUGGAAACAAUCUCUGUUUGCUAUUUAUGGAGCCUACCACAUGGGACGGUGCUCUUUGGAAAAUCUGCAGUCCAUAUCCAAAAAGUGGGAAUUUAAAGGCUUACUUAAAGGUUAGACAUACACAAUAUUUGUGGCUUUAGCCAUGUAUCCUUGCACACCUAAGCACAAUCAGGGCUGGUAUUGUCUGCACAUAAUUCCCAUGGAACAGGAGUUACUGCCACUGCUUGGUAUUACGGGUGCAGUUUACUACAGAUGAUGGGAAGAUGAAAGGAUUAAGUGGCUUGCUCAAAGUCACACAAGAAAUGUGUGGAAAAUGUGACUGUUUCUUCCAAGACCCAGUUAAGCAUCUUAUCAUGUAGCCCAUCCUUUCUUUCUGUGCACACAUGACAUACGAACAACAAUAAUGAACACAAAAAGAUGUAACACUUUGGAUAAGUGGCCUUUAUUUGUUAUUGGUUUGUGUAUGGAGAUAGGGGAGCUGAAAAGCUGCAAGUACCACAUUUUGCACUAAUCUCAUCUUCUAUAGAUAUUAUUGUAACAAGAUGUUAUUUUUAUUUAUGUUGCCUAGGGUUUGCAAACACAGGUGUUUAUAAUGCCAAAAUGAGAUGCUGAAAGCUCAGAGGUGGCAAGAUAAUGACAAUAAAA
Molecule: messenger RNA, 5203 nt
Organism: Phalacrocorax carbo (great cormorant)
Lineage: Eukaryota; Metazoa; Chordata; Aves; Suliformes; Phalacrocoracidae
Source: RefSeq, a predicted model, not a curated record